Molecule: messenger RNA, 2288 nt
Organism: Phyllostomus discolor (pale spear-nosed bat)
Lineage: Eukaryota; Metazoa; Chordata; Mammalia; Chiroptera; Phyllostomidae
Gene: SLC52A2
Product: solute carrier family 52 member 2
Exons: 6
Coding region: 653-1990 (445 amino acids)
Biological process (GO): riboflavin transport
Cellular component (GO): plasma membrane
Molecular function (GO): riboflavin transmembrane transporter activity
Source: RefSeq, a predicted model, not a curated record
ACGGGACUUCCGGCGGUGGGUUCUAAGCGUGCCGGCCCCCGAGUGCGAGCUCUGUCUCUGUCCCGUCCACACACCCCGCACUCACCGGCUCUGGGCUGGAGCCACGGCCCUGGGCCGGAGGCGGCGCCCUCGCCGCCUGGCCUGCCGGCCUGCCUCCGACCCGGGGAGCACCCGGGCGCUGCACCGGGGGCGCGGGGACUCCGUCGCCCCGGGCUGCUCUCCGCCGCCCACCCGACGCAGCGAGGGCGUUCUCGCUUCGGCUACAUCCCUUCAAAGCCCCACCGGUCUCCCGCCUCCUGGGUGUCGCCAAAGCUCCUCCAGACUCCCAGGUGGGCGCGGAAGACGCUGAGGCACGCGUGGCGCCCGCCUGAGGGGUACCCCUGCCACGGAGUCCUGUCCCCGUGUCUGUUUUGGGGUGAGCCUGGCGGCAGUCUCGACCAUUCAGACCCGAAGCCAGCUCCCUCGUUACCAUCCUUCCUGGGGGGCCGCCAGGAAGUUUGGACCCAGCUGUCCGCUUCUCCACCUUGCGGUGCCGCGGCCCUGGCAGCGGAGACAGGCUAGAAACGCUCCUCAGUUUCCAGAAGAGUGGAAGCGCCUUCUCUGGACCGAGGUGGGGGCCCAGCCCUGUCCCGGGGGCUCCAGCCUCGGCUGAAUGGCCGCACCUCCGCUGGGCCGUCUGGUGUUGACCCACCUGUUGGUAGCCCUCUUCGGCAUGGGCUCCUGGGCUGCCGUCAACGGGGUCUGGGUGGAGCUGCCGGUGGUGGUAAAAGACCUCCCUGAGGGUUGGAGCCUGCCCUCCUACCUCUCUGUGCUCGUGGCGCUGGGGAACCUGGGCCUGCUGGCGGUGACCCUGUGGAGACGGCUGGCCCCAGGCAAGGGCGAGCAGGCCCCCAUCCAGGUGGUGCAGGUGUUGAGUGUGGUGGGCACCGCGCUGCUAGCGCCUCUGUGGCAGCAGGUGGCACCGGUGGCGGGGCAAGACCACUCGGUGGCCUUCCUGACACUGACCUUUCUGCUGGCACUGGCCUGCUGUGCCUCGAACGUCACUUUCCUGCCCUUCCUGAGCCACCUGCCGCCCCCUUUCCUGCGGUCCUUCUUUCUGGGUCAGGGCCUGAGCGCCCUGCUGCCCUGCGUGCUGGCCCUGGUGCAGGGUGUGGGCCGCCUCGAGUGCCCGCCGGCCCCCGUCAACGGCACUCCUGGGCCUCCCCACUACUUCCCAGAGCGUUUUCCCGCCAGCACCUUCUUCUGGAUACUGGCUGCCCUCCUGGUCACGUCGGCCGCCGCCUUCCAGGGUCUCCUGCUGCUGUUGCCGUUACCACCGUCCACACCCACAGGGGGCCCGGGGCCCGGCCUGCAGGUGGGAGGAGCCCCAGGAGUGGAGGACGAGGAGGAGGCCUUGCCACUGCAGGAGCCACCUUUCCAGGUGGCGGCCAGCACCCCUGGCCCAGACCCGGAGGCCCAUCGGCUGCUCUCGGCCCGCAGUGUCUGCCUGCUGGGCCUGCUGGCCGUCACCAACGCGCUGACCAAUGGCGUGUUGCCUGCUGUGCAGAGCUUCUCCUGCCUGCCCUACGGACACCUGGCCUACCACCUGGCCGCAGUUCUGGGCAGUGCCGCCAACCCCCUCGCCUGCUUCCUGGCUAUGGGCGUGCUGUGCAGGUCCUUAGUAGGGCUGGGCGGUCUCUCUCUGUUGGGCAUGCUCUUUGGGGCCUACCUGAUGGCGCUGGCAGUCCUGAGCCCCUGCCCGCCCCUCGUGGGCACCCCUGCAGGGCUGGUGCUCGUGGUGCUGUCAUGGGUGCUGUUCACGGGACUGUUCUCAUACGUGAAGGUGGCCGCCAGCUCCCUGCUGCAUGGGGGCGGCCAGCGGGCACUGCUGGCCGCGGGCGUGGCCAUCCAGGCCGGCUCCCUGCUCGGAGCGGUCGCCAUGUUCCCUCCCACCAGCGUCUCCCACGUGUUCCGCAGCGGGAAGGACUGUGUGGAUCUCUGUGGGCCCUAAACCCGGGCAGGGGUGCAGGUUUCCCGCCAAAUCGUGUCCUUUGGGUGUUAGCUCAGCCCACCUGACCUGUCCAGUUGGGAUCCCGUGUCUUCCAGUCUGAGUUUUCAACCGUCCACACGUGACUCCCCACGAAGCUCCGUACAAACAGGGGUGUCUCGGUGGCCUCCACUCCUGACUCAGUCGAUCGCCUUACUGAUACCUUUCAUGUAGUCUUAGAUUUUCUGUGUGAUGCCUUAGGAUGAUUUCAUGUUGUAUGUCAUCAGUUUUUCAAUAAGUUUUCAUAAUUUUUUAAAACUAA